UUGAAUCGCUCUCCUUUACGAGUGGAAACGAUAGCUCCCGUUGUGUGAGAGCCGCUAUCACAACUCACGGCGCGCCACCUUUCCUCGGAUUUUACGUUGUACUUUUAAAGAAGUUUACAGGAAGCGUUCUCAGGUUGGAGUUUAUGACAAUACUCGGGGAAUGAAAGUGGAGCGGACGCCUGAAACAAAGUAAAAGAGGAGGUUUGAUGGCUGCUGGGGAUGGAGCCCAGCUGCCUGCCACCGUAGCGGCCAGCCGGAGCGUGGAGAAGGCGCUGGAGGAGGCUGCUGCUAGCGGGGCUCUCAACUUGUCCAACCGAAAACUGAAGGAGUUUCCCCGCAGUGCCAGGAACUACGACCUGUCCGACAUCACACAUGCAGAUCUGUCCAAGAACCGCCUGUGUGAGCUGCCGGAGGAGCUGUGUCAGUUCAUCUCCGUGGAGACGCUGAGUCUUUACCACAAUGGGAUGCGUUCACUGUCCUCCAGCCUGGGCAACCUGCAGGCCCUCACCUACCUCAACCUCAGUCGUAAUCUUCUGUCCAGUUUACCCCCAUCGGUGUUUCAGCUUCCCCUCCUGCGAGUGCUCAUAGUGAGCAACAACAAGCUGUGUUCACUACCUGCCUCCAUAUACUCCCUCACACACCUCCGGCAGCUGGAUGUGAGCUGCAAUGAGCUGCAGGGUUUGCCAGCAGAGCUCGGACAGCUGGAGUCUCUGAGGGAUCUGAACCUGAGGAGGAACCAGCUCACCACUUUGCCUGAAGAAAUAUCCGAGCUCCCUCUGGUCCGGCUCGAUGUGUCCUGCAACCGCAUUUCCCAUGUGCCCCUGUGCUACCGCCACCUGCGGCACCUGCAGACCGUCCUGCUGGACAACAACCCGCUGCAGAUGCCCCCGGCGCAGAUCUGCUCCAAGGGAAAAUACCACAUCUUCAAGUAUCUCAACAUGGAGGCCUGCAAGAGAAACCAGGAGGAGCUGGAGAGACACCUGAGGCCCACCGGGUUCAACAGCUGUCUAUCAGAACAGGAGCUUUUCACAGGUCAGUUCGGAGGGCUGGAUUCUGGCUACAGUGUGGACAGCGGCAGCAAACGCUGGUCUGGGAAUGAGUCAGCAGAUGACUUCUCGGAGCGUUCCCUCCGGUUAGCUGAGGUCAGCAGAGAGCAGAGGAACCUGGAGGAGGAAGAGGAGGAGGAAGAGGAGCAUAGAUCUCCUCUGGAAGCUACCAAAGUGAAUGGAGAUGCUGGGCAUGUGGACUUCAUUGACAGCAGUGUGACAGAGGAGGAGGAGAUGAGGAUGCACCCCCCCACACCCCCCCUCACAGCUCCUCCUCUGGAGCAGAGUGAGAGCUCUUCCCCGUCCCAAAGCCACGACUCAACAACAUGCAGGUCCAGCCUCCAUGUGGACGUGGGACCCCCAUCCUCGACCUCCCCCCUGUCCCCCUCCAGCCCCUCCCUGGAGGAGCGCAGGAGGCCGGGCACCCUGUUCAUCUGGCAGGAGAGAGAGCGCCUGCAGCAGCAGCAGAGGGACAAGGCCAGUUUGCUGAAGUCAUCCACCAAAACAGGAAGUCAUGUGGCCCCUGCACCACAGACAGGAAGUAGCUCAGCUGGUGGAUCUCCAGAGAACAGCAGCUCUCUGUCAGGGCUCCGGCAGCGCUGUGCAAGUGCUGAUCAGAUGAGCGCAGCGCCUCCUCCAACACUUCUGCAGCGCUCCAGCAGCAGAUCAGAUGUUCCGUCCUCCCCGAAGACGUCCUCCCCCCCAGGUCAGACCCAGAGACCCAACAGCUUCCUGUUCCGCGCCUCCUCCCGCACCAACGUCAAACCCACAGUGUUCACUCUGGGGGAGUCUGGCAGGAGCGAGUCUCGAACCAUGCUGCGUUCUCCUAAAGAGGAGAGGGCCGACAUCACACAACUACGCCAGACUCUGGAGUCCCGUCUGAAGAUCUCCCUGUCGGAGGAUCUGGGCGAGGCCUUGACUAACGGCACGGUGCUCUGCCAGCUGGUGAACCAGAUCAGAGUGCGCUCCGUGUCCAUCAUCCACGUCCCCUCCCCAGCAGUGCCAAAACUGAGCUCAGCAAAAUGUCGACUGAACGUGGAGAACUUCCUCUCUGCGUGUAGGAAGCUGGGAGUCUCUGAGAGGGACGUGUGUGUGUGCUCUGAUGUGCUUCUGUGUAAGCUGCCCGCUGUGCUGCGCUGUGUGAGGGCCCUGCUGGCUGCUGAGGGGGGGGAGACGGGGGAGGACCAGUCCCCCCGCCACUCCUCGCCUUCGUCGCCAUCACCCUCCUCCUCCUCACUGCUGUCCACAGACUUCCUGCUGUUCUACUGCGCCGUCAUGGCCCUCCUCUACGUCCUGUACUGCUACCUGCUCCCCUAGAGGAGCAGCACACACACCUCAUAUUCACUGCUGCUCUGCACACACACACACACACACACACACACACACAGUCACAGCGAGAGUGAGGCUCACACAGCUGCUGCCACACUGGGCCUCUCAGACAAUACUCCGCAGUGUGUUUCAGUAUGCACACAUGUCCUGAGAGUGUGUGUCCACACCCCACAGCUGCACUGACACAGAGCAGGCAGCGAGCACCUUCAGAACCAGCAGAAUCGCUUCAGCUCUUCAUCAGAAAGCACUAGAGUGAUACACACACUACAUGAGCAGGGAGAUGCCUUAGCCUCGGUUAGCCUUCACUCUGAGACACACAGCAUGUUUACAGGAGUGAGAGGUGGAGCUGCUCCACACACAGACUCUGGGCAGAGCAGAGGAACCACAGACGUUCUAUGACCUGUGUCUUUUUACCAAUCUGGCUUUAGGUGCAUUGAAACUGCAGCCAUUAGGAAUAUUUUAAAGCCAAAUCAUUUGUGGCUCACACCUCAAUAUCCUCCCUGGAAUUUCUUUUAAUUUUGCACAUUGUACAAAUAGGUUAACAUGGUGACACUUGAGGAGUUACCUCAUAGUUGAAACUGUAAGAAUCUGCUGCUCUCUCAACAUGCAGCUGUGCUUUGUAUAUGCAGUGUUGGUUUCUGAGCACAACUAUAUACAGGGGCGCAAUUUUCUUGGCCACUUGGUGGCAGUGCAUCCAUCUGUAAACAAAAAUGGGACAUUUUCACCUUAUGAAGUGAUAGAAGCCACUUCAACUCUCCUUUUAGCUCUGGUUUGGUCUCCAGCCACUCAGAGCUGUGGUCACCAGCUAGCUACUUGAGUAUCUAACCCGCCAACAUGCACACCAACAUUGUGUUACAGUUGGGUGGAUCUUAAGAAGAAACGUGGCCAUUAGUUUUACCGAAAUGGAUGGCAUUGUACUCUCCAAGUAGAAAGAGGAGAUCAGGUAACAUCACUCUGAGGGGGUCCUAACGGGGGGGGUCAGGCGAUCACAGUAUAACACCAAACAGAUUAGACGGGUGUAUACAGUAGGAAGAUGUUUCUCAGCUCUGACCAGGUUUCCCUUUGAGAUGAUCUGUGUGUUCAGAGCAGCUCCACCUCUCAGACAUGUUGGUCCCCGGCUGUGUGUCCGUAGUCAGACCCCUCCCUGAGAGAAGCUGAAGGAACCUUAAACUGAAAUGUGAAUGUGACAUUUAGCCUUGAACCGAAUGCAUGUUGGCUCAAUGUGAGGCUGUUCCCGUGAGACAGAUGCUGAGUGCCUCUCUCUGAACACUCACACCUUCUGCCCCUUUUUAAUGUCUGCUGUGCUAAGCGUGAGCAGCAGGGGUUGAUGUCGGCCUUCACGUGUCCAAACGGUACAAACCCCUGCAGGGGGGUGUGUGAGUGUACAUUUUGUUAUUGUUGUCAUCGGUCAGUUUGACCAGGUGACUUGUAUAAAUGUAAACAGGCUAUUAAGUUAUUUCUUUUUAUUUAUUUAGAAUUCUGUUCUUGGUUAUUUUGUUUCAGGUGAAACGGCAGAGGCGUCACUAAUUUAAUUCAGUCAAUAGUUAAAAGGCUUUUGUAAAAUCAAUGUAUGUGCUUUCAAUCACACGCAUGCCAAUUUAAUGUGAUCAAUAUUGAAUUAUUCAGCAUUAAAACAACAUUGAUUGUUUAAAAGUUUCCCCCUUCAUUUGAUUGGUAAAUGAUUGAUUCCCUGGAGGACAUUUACCCGAGCAUCAAAGGCCUCUGCUGGUUCUACCUGGCUGCUCAUAGAAGGUCAGAGUCUGCAUCCAAACAGCUUGGAAUAUCAUUGUGACGCUUAUUGGACUGAAAGCUUCUAUCCAUAGUGAGAUACUAGGACUCACAUGAGAGCGCUAAAACAUCUGCAAAUGGAUUUGUAAUCUUAUCUCAAACAUAUGGAAACAAAACACGUGUCAAAGUGGGGACCAACAUAACAUUCAGCAACCGACCUGUUGGGCCCACUGCGUAGUCGAGGCUCCAUAUGUAGGAGAAACCGUCCUGCUCAAAGUGUUCAAUAUUAAAUCAAUUGUAUAAAAUAUGCAAAUUAACCAAUCUUAAAAAACAUAAAUUAUUAAUACGGAAGCUGUUUUUUCCUAAUAAAGUUUAAUUUAAUUUACUGUCAUCAUAGAAGCUUUAACGCAAAAUGUCCUUUUUCAAAACUAUAUUUCACAGCAUUUGUGCACUUGUAUUUCUUAUAUAAUGUCACUUGUUAACAGUACGGUGGUCUCCAUCCAGCGCCUGCCUCUAAAUGUUUCUGUUUCCAGCCUCUUGUUGCUUUAUUCGGAAUGACUUUAGCACUUUUGCUUCUCAAGCUAACGGGCUGGGAGUUGUUGAGCCAGUUUGCUCAAAGGCAGGGGCAGUACCACUGGAAAAAUUGCCAUUAAAGUUUUGAAAUAAAUGUCUACAACUAUAAACUUGUAAGAAUUAUGAAAUAACAUCUCACAAGUUUAGAUUUCUAAAAAAGAAUUCACACAAUACAUUUACAAAUAUCUAUUUCAUAAAGUAUUUAUAUGUAUUUAAUAUUAAACACUUUGGGGGCCCAAAUAGAAAAAGCUAUUCUGUCGAUAUUGCAAUUGUAUUUGAUAAUUGUCCUUAUGCACACUGGUUCUUUUAGUCCACAUCUUUUCAGGAGUCACGCUCCGUCUCGUGUCUCAAGUUCUUUACUAGCCUGCUGUUAAAAGGAAAUGUUAUACUGUUUCAAUUCUAAUGUAGAUUUUAUAAAUGAAACUGGAUGAGCAUCAGACGGUAAUCUUUCACUGGCUUAGACCAAGCUAUGUUCUUUGAUAUGUUAGCGGAACAGAAUUGCAGUUGUAUUUUAUAUUUAUACGAUACCCUUGUAUUAUUGAGAUUCUUUUUUGAGUUUAUAUAAAGCUAUAUGUAAAGGUUUUUUUCCCUUCGCUGUAAAGAAAUUAUUAAAAAGUGAACUUUGACCGUGUGCUGUUUGUCUGCUUGCCUGCUGUGCUUUGCUUACUCAGCAGAACUCUUUAAUGUGAUCUUCAUCAGGGUGUCUGCAGCUGCCUCAGAGACACAUGUCCACUCACUGCUCAUCAGGUCCCGAAGUAUAAACAUAUUUAAUGUCAAAACAAGUAGGAUUUUCAUUUCAAGCUAAUGUUUGUCAAAAGAUAAGUCUGGUGAUAUUCCAUGAGUCUACCAACAUGUAUGUGCCCUGAUGCUCCAGUCCUGAACGUCUGCUGGAAAGCUAGAGCACCAGUUUUAGAUUAGGAUGCAGGGUUUAAAUCAGACCGCUGAAUGUACCAACAUUGCUCUUAACUUAAAUUGUCCCAUAUCGCAAAACAUCCGAAGAGGAGCUCCACAGAGCUGAGUUGAUAUCUGGGAUGUAGAGAAGAAGGGACUCUUUAAAAUGACUUCUGUGUUUGCACACACACUGCAUUUGGUUACAGUUCUCCCCACUAGCCACAAGGUGGCAGCAAUGAGCCAACCCAACAAUUCCAAUAAAAAUGAUUCAUACAAAGAUAAGAUUUGGGUUUCCUCCAGUGUGAAUUCAAACACUAAGUUUUGUUGUUACAAGAUAAAGAUUCUGCAGGCAGAAGGCCUCAGUGGCAAACCCUCCCCCCGUUCUAAAUGUCUCCUCUGCGUUCAGAGCUCAGAGGUAACAGACUGUGGGUCUUUUCAUGAGAUUUCGAGACCAUCUGAAAAAUAUAGAAUAACACCAGACUUAUUCUAUAAAUGCACAACUAUUAUAGAACUGUUAUUGUUGGAAUUGGAAACCAAUACAGUCAUUGUGUAAGCUCGAUCCUGAUCUAAUGAUUUGAGGAGUUUUCAGUCCAUUUCUCAGCUGGUUGAAGUCUGAUGGAAUGUGGUGACGUGAGCAGCGUGCAGAUAUCCUGAUGUCCACUUUGCCCUGUGCCCUAACCUCUAAAAGCUCCUGUGUGCUCUCCAAACAGCAGCUUUAGUGAACAGGCUUCACGUCACAAACACCCCCCCCCCCCCUGGAGCAGGUGAGUGUGCUGAGCCCCGGUCAGAGGACUCUGACGGUUUGCACCGCACCCUUCACCAUCAGGAGACCCAACACAUAGUGCUGUGGCCUUUCUGAUGCCGUGUGUGUGUGUGUGUGUGGUUGCUAAAGUAAUCACUACAGAGUCGGCAGCAGUGAUUAUGUAGAUUCAAUCUCAGAGCCGUACCUGGAAGGGUUUCUGUUCCUCUCGGGAGCUUCAGGGGCCACAGAGGACCAUCCAGGGGCCCCUCUGACUCGCUGUCUGUUACAUAAACAUGGCUGAGAACCAACAACUUCUUCAAUAUAUGGACAAUAACCCAAAUAUGUGUACUUAUCAUGGUGGAGCUACAAAAGCCUUUUUACGAAAAGUGUCAUAACAGAAUUCCCCAACAAAUAACAUAAAUUAUUUUUUCAAAAAUAGAUUUGAUUCUCAAGGUUAACUCAUUUCAAGGUCUGAAAAUGGUCUGAUUCAUAGCUGUGACAAAGCAUAACAGAAGUCAAACAUCACAGAAAACAUUAUUAGAUUAGUGGUUAUUUACGUACUGAUUACUGCUAAAGGGCACAAUGGCAGAAAGUACAAGUUACGCUGUUGGAAUGUCCUGUUGGGUUACCCAGAGCACCACUGUGUUCAGCUAGAUGCAACUACGCUUGAUCAUUCAUAUAGACAUAGCAAUCUCAUGUUGGUGGAAAGCUUCAAAUGAGUAUAGCUCCAUCCACAGCAGCCACUAACUCAACAUCGCCAACAUCUGGAUUUGUACAUUCGGCUGCGUCUGUGCUUUGAACCAUCAGCAACGUCUUCCAUUCAUAAUGCCUAUUCCUACAUUAGUAAGUGAGGCAAAAGUCAUGUCAUCUGUAACGUCUACAGUGUAUCGUAAAGACACUUAGUGCUAAAACAUGUCUACAUAUAUAAGGUGUUCAGACUGUCACAUGACCAAAUAACAGUAACUGAGAUGAUUGGUCUUAUCAAAAAUCCUGAUGGAGUUGGACCACUAAUACGAGGUAUGCUGAGCCCCUCUGAAGUCACAGUACGUCACUCUGCAUAAUGUGAAUGCAGAAAGUAUCAUCUUAGCUUUAGACUUGAUAGUUAUGUGGAUUGAGUUUUAUCAAACUAUAUUUAUGUAACAUUCAAUAGUUAUACAAGAGACAUCCUUUUGUUCCUUCUGUUCUGAGGCGCAGCUGUACAGUAGCUGUUGAACUGGUGUGUGUGAGGUGUGGAGUGUGAGGAGGAGGAAGAGGACGGUGUGUUGAUGACCUGAUGACUCAGAGCUGUGACACUUUCUAUCUGUUCAAGCUGAACUCACUACAUGUAUUACUAUCACUGAGAUCCCAUGUGGUGCAGUCUCAUAUUCACUCAGUCACACAGCCCACAUACACACCUGAGAGCUCAUGAUGGUUUGAAUGACUCAAACACGUUAUAAUUCAGAUCACACACCCUUUUCCAUUAAACACACCACCCUCCUGUACAGUGUGAGUGUGUGCUUGUUCUGAUGCACACGGUUUCUUGUUUCAAAGCAAAGUUGUUUUAGUAACUCUGGUUUAAUAGCUUUCCACUUCAGCCCUGAAGGCAAUAAACACUCCAACAUGGUGUCGAUGUUUGUGAUAUCCACUGGACUGAAAUGACAUGAUUUCCAGGGAAUGCCACUGAGCACGUCCUGUCCACGUGUGAACCCUUCUCCACGAGCUGGCCUCAUAUGCUCAGUUUACAAGCUAAUACAAUCUAAUACAUUUCACAGCCAAAGGGUUGCUUUAAGACCAUAUGUUACUUCAUCAUAAAUAUUUAUUGUAACAGAUAAUACCUACUUGUUUAAAGGGUGGGGCGCCACAUGGGGACACAUGCUAUCCAGAUUGGAAUCCAGGAUUUUAAUAAUAGGAGAAAGAUUAAUAUAAUUUAUUCUUCAUUUAUUUGUAAGUCAAAAUGUAACAAUUCUUUGUAAAUGUAGCAUCCGUCAAAUAAUGUAAGCCAUGGCUCCUGACACUCCUCCAUGAUCGCUGAAAGAGUGAUACUCAUGUUUUGUUGAUCAUUAAGGAAAUAUAAUUGUAUAUAUUGUAAGCAAUAUGACUGCAGAUGUAGUCUGAAUAGAUAGAACGGUACAGUAUGCCUCGUUUCAACUUUUUAGAAGAAUCCUCGGUCAGAAAGCCAGGCAGGGUUCACAUUGGAGCUGAGAGUUAGCAGCUGGCUUGUUUCGUUUGAUGUGUUGAAAACAACUUGGAAGCAACAAGGCACUGAUAUUCACAGAAGGCGUGUUUUGGGUUCCAACAGAGGUAAAUGCAGCACAUUCUAGCCCUUAAUGAAUGUGUCCAAGCAUGUGCACGUCUGCAUGAAUCAUACAGUAUGUAUAAAGCCUACCUGCAUCUGUACAUGUUUCCUCCUCUCUUCCCAGGAUUCCUUGUGUUCCCCCCAACUCAUCACGGAGGACGAGGGGCUGAGUCGGCUGGCUCAGACCGUCCAAUCACUGGUGGACCUGGCCGACAGCUCCCAGCGGGGCCCCAGGACCCAGACGUAGGGGCCGAGGCUCAACGCAGUGCUGAUUCAUCAGCAUCACACCGGAGAUCCAUCUCAGGGCCACGCUCCAUAUUUAACAUGUUCAAUAGUUACACACACUGUGUCCAAUACAUGUCAACAAUAAAAAGACCUCCAGUAUGAAAAUGA
Molecule: messenger RNA, 8977 nt
Organism: Trematomus bernacchii (emerald rockcod)
Lineage: Eukaryota; Metazoa; Chordata; Actinopteri; Perciformes; Nototheniidae
Gene: lrch4
Product: leucine-rich repeats and calponin homology (CH) domain containing 4
Molecular function (GO): protein binding
Source: RefSeq, a predicted model, not a curated record